GACGUUUUAACUAAUCAGCCUGUUGUCAUCGACAAUGGGUCAGGUGUCAUUAAAGCCGGGUUUGCUGGUGAUGACCAACCAAAAUGUUUUUUCCCCUCUUACGUUGGACGACCUAAACACGUUCGUAUCAUGGCCGGUGCGGUUGAAGGUGAUCUCUUUAUUGGGCGUAAAGCUCAAGAAUUACGAGGCCUUCUCAAAAUAAGAUACCCUAUUGAGCAUGGUAUUGUGUCUGAUUGGGAUGAUAUGGAACGUAUAUGGAAAUAUAUUUACGAGGAAGAAUUAAAAACUGCGUCCGAAGAGCAUCCAGUACUUUUGACUGAGGCACCACUUAACCCUAGAACUAAUAGAGAACAGGCUGCACAAAUGUUUUUUGAGACAUUUAAUGUUCCAGCUUUAUUCGCAUCGAUUCAAGCAGUGUUGAGUCUCUAUUCAUCUGGACGAACCACAGGUAUCGUUCUCGAUUCAGGUGAUGGUGUAACUCACGCUGUACCGGUUUACGAAGGAUUCGCUCUUCCUAACGCUAUUCGUCGAGUCGAUAUCGCCGGAAGGGAUGUCACAGAAUAUUUACAGUUGCUUCUUCGUAAAUCAGGUUAUAAAUUUACAACAACUGCUGAAAAAGAAGUUGUCCGUAUUAUCAAAGAGAAGACUUGUUAUAUUGCAUUAUUUCCAAUUAAGGAAGAAAAGGAUACGAAUGGAAAAUACGAUGACUUUACUUUGCCCGAUGGAAACGUUGUUAAGUUGGGUUCUGAAAGAUUCAAGGCUCCAGAAAUUCUAUUUAAUCCUGAAUUGAUCGGACUUGAGUAUGCCGGUAUUCAUCAAGUUGUCGUCGAUUCAAUUAAUCGUACAGAUCUAGAUUUAAGGAAAAAUUUGUUUGCCAAUGUUGUCUUAUCCGGUGGUUCGACACUUUAUAAAG
Molecule: messenger RNA, 913 nt
Organism: Funneliformis caledonium
Lineage: Eukaryota; Fungi; Glomeromycota; Glomeromycetes; Glomerales; Glomeraceae
Source: the annotation of a GenBank genome assembly